Myxocyprinus asiaticus (Chinese sucker) is the source of this 2020-nucleotide messenger RNA. Its product is annotated as probable tRNA(His) guanylyltransferase. The record is from RefSeq and is a predicted model, not a curated record. Gene Ontology annotation, biological process: tRNA modification. Gene Ontology annotation, molecular function: tRNA guanylyltransferase activity; magnesium ion binding. NCBI's taxonomy places the organism in Eukaryota, Metazoa, Chordata, Actinopteri, Cypriniformes, Catostomidae. The transcript is spliced from 6 exons. The coding region runs from base 334 to 1224 and encodes 296 amino acids.
ACUAUUUUAACUGACGUACCAAAACAAUGAACCGUUCACUCACAUGUGAGUUUUGACGCAAAACAUUUCCGCUUCUCCAAUUAACUUUUUAUUUUUUAUUUUAUUAUUAUUAUUAUUAUUAUUUUAUAUCCUUUAAUUAAUUAUAUAAAGCGUUUUUAAAAUAUUGCGACAAUAACUUUCUGGAAGUAUUUAUGAAACAUGUUUAUUAAAAUUAAUUUGCGACGACGAGCACUCUUGAUGCAAGUUAGAUAAUACUCUCUCACUAAUGUUUAGAAAUAAUAAAUUAAAGGAAUUUCAAGUAAGUAAACACCUCGUUUGUGCGCUAUAAUCCCUAUGCUGAGACUGUUGUCGUUAAACGUUGGAGGUCUUACAGUGCACAGGACACCAAGUCAUAAAUUCAGUACAGCAUCUGUCAUGGCAAAAAGUAAGUUUGAGUACGUGAGAAACUUUGAGCUUGACGACACGUGUUUGAGAAACUGCUACAUUGUGGUUCGACUGGAUGGACGCAACUUCCAUAAGUUUUCAGAUCAGCAUCAGUUCAUUAAACCCAAUGACAACAGAGCUCUGGGUCUGAUGAGCCGCAGUGCCCGUUCAGUCAUGGAGGAACUAGAUGACAUCACUAUCGCAUAUGGACAGAGUGAUGAGUUCAGCUUUGUGUUCAAGAGGUCAACCAACUGGUUCAAAAGAAGGACCAGUAAACUGAUGACCCAUGUGACAUCUCAGUUUUCCUCUAGCUUUGUUUUUUACUGGAAGGAGUAUUUUGGGGAGCAGCCGCUGCUGUACCCGCCCAGCUUUGAUGGCAGGGUGGUGCUGUAUCCUAGCAACCAUAACCUUAGAGACUAUUUAAGCUGGAGACAGGCAGAUUGUCACAUCAACAAUUUGUACAACACUGCAUUCUGGACGUUGGUGCAGAAAGGUGGACUGACCACCACUCAAGCCGAGAACAGGCUUAAUGGAACACAAGCUGCAGAUAAGAAUGAGAUCUUGUUUUCAGAGUUCAAUAUCAAUUACAAUAAUGAACCUGCACUGCACAGAAAAGGCACGACUUUAAUAUGGGAAAAGGUGAAUGAAACAACAACAAAACAUAUCAAGCGACCCAGUGAGGAAGAGACAGAAGUUACCGUGACAUGGACCAAGAAGACAGUUACUACUCAUUCCUGCGAUAUCAUUGGAGACCAGUUCUGGGAAGAACAUCCAGAUAUUCUGGAAAGCGACCAAUGUUAAACACCAGGUUAUAAAGUCUGGACCAUGCCAAAAAUACAUCUACUGAUUCUGGCACUGAUUCUUGAGAUGUGAAACAAAACACCUCCCACAAUUUUACCUGGCAUUCAUUUGGAAAAUAGCACCACUUUUUACUUUGAAAUCAAUCCAAAAUUAUCCCUAGAAUGUGAUUUAUUAAGCCAUACAAAAUUAUUAAUUUCUCUUUCCAAUACCACCCAUCUUCAGACCAACUCAGGACUUUAGAACUUUACAAAAAAUAUACAAAUAUAAACAUGUAUCUUAAAAUAAACAUUACUACUAUGUCCUGACAGAAGAGGUUACUAUUGAUAAUAUACUUCUUUAAUUUACAUCUUCACAGCUGUUUCUCUGUUUAUGAAAACAUUUAUAAAAUCAGGCAUUAUUUAAGUCGGUCCUCUUUUCAUAUUUGACUGUUAUGAAUUCAACAAGGCCACACAGGCUUUUAGUUUUUAUAAUCUUAGGAAACUGUAACUGUAUUUAUUGUGUCGCAACUAUGCUGUCAACUCUCACACAAAAUUGUGAAGAAAUGGUUUGGGACGCUCCCUUAUUUAAACGCGCUGCUUGUGAUUUAUUGGCAGCACCUGUGUUCAGUCUUCCCUUCCUCUUUAUAUUCUCUCAUUUGUCUUGCCUUCCCCAUCAGAUCGUUGUGUUAUGUUCAGUCUCCAGUUCCGGUCGUGUUUGUAUCCUGUCCUGAUAUCCAGUCGGUUUGUUCUCACUCGUGAGAGUUUUGUUUGUAUUUUGUUGGUUUUUCAUUUCAAUAAAACACCUUUCAGUGCCAUUC